AAAAAUGGCGGACGAAAUUACAAGUCAGCAGAGCAAUCCUCUUUCAAGAAAACUGAAUAAAAUUCUAGAAAUGCGUCUUGAUAACGAUAAAGAUCUCGUUGAUGCGUUGAAAGCUCUGUCGACAUUCUUUACUGAAAAUAGUCUAAGAGAGCGUAGGAAUCUUCGUGGUGAUAUAGAAAAGAGAAGUCUUUAUGUCAAUGAACAAUUUGAAAGUGCUUUUAGAGAAGUGAAAGAGCAACUUGAUCAUGUGCAAGGUGAUAUUGAGUCUAUGAGCAAAUGCUGUGAAGAGAUGACCACUAGAUUAAAAAUGGCUCGUGAACAAACAUCAGAUCUAAUAAACAAAACCACCAAACUCCAGGCAGAAAGCCAAAAGGUGCAGUUGAAGCAGAAGGUGGCAGAUGCAUUCCUUGACCGCUUCCAGUUGAAACCAUAUGAGGUUGAAGCAUUGAAAAAUUCUCGCAAUGAGCCAAUAACCGAGGAUUUCUUUUUGGCAUUAGCAAGGGUAAAAGUAAUUCACAGUGAUUGCAAGUUGUUAUUGAGAACUAAACAGCAAACAGCUGGUUUGGAGAUAAUGGAGUCGAUGGCAUUGUUCAUGGAGUCUGCUUAUGAAAGAUUAUACAGAUGGACGCAGGCUGAGUGCCGAGGUUUGACUGGAGAUAUACCGGAGAUUAUGCCAAAUCUACAAAAUGCCAUGGCAGUGAUCCAAGACAGACCUGUUUUACUCAAAUACUCUGUUGACGAAUAUGCCGCAGCAAGAAGAACAGCAAUCGUCAGAUCUUUCAUUGAUGCACUUACUCGAGGAGGUCCAGGUGGCACUCCAAGACCGAUCGAAUUAAGUGCACAUGAUCCUAUCAGAUAUCUAGGAGAUAUGCUGGCGUGGCUUCAUCAAGCAGUUGCGUCAGAGAAAGAAUCCAUGCAUUCCCUAUUAAAGCAUGUACAAUCCUCAGUGACUGAUGAAUUGUCCUCCGAACUUCUGGCUCAUAUAUCUGAAGGUGUCUGUCGACCAUUCAAGGUACGGGUGGAACAAGUCGUUGUCUCGGAACAGGGUUCAGUUGUACUUUUUAAACUGGCAAGUGUGCUGAAGUUUUACAGGUCCACGAUCAGUUCUAUUGUUGGUGAAGAGUCCUCGUUCAUUUUUACAAUCGAAGAGUUACAUACACUGGCCAUGAAGAUGUUCUUUAAUAGCCUCAGUCUUCAUGCUAGCAAAGUUUUGGAUAAGGUUGAAAUUCCACCAUCAGAUCUUGGGGCUACUGCUUCGCUGAAUGAGACAUUGUCUUUAUUACGCGAAGUACUUUCCUCCCAUGAUGCAUCUGUUGUACCACUUGAUGCUCGGCAAGGAGAUUACUCCAAGGUUAUCUCUUGUCUCAUUGAUCCAUUGUUGCAGAUGUGUACAAUGUCCGCUAGUCAUUUAAGUACCUGUGAUAUGGCGGCUUAUAUGGUCAACUGUAUUUAUCAAAUGCAAACAACCUUAGCCGUCUAUGAAUUUACGGAUAAACAUAUUGAAAUGCUCGCGGCUCAGACUGAGGCACACCAAGAUACUUUGGUCAGUGAACAAGCAUCGUUUAUUCUGGAAAGGUCUGGAAUUGGAAGUAUUUAUAAUAUGAUUCAAGAUCAACCAGCUCAAAAGGUCCCAUUGUCAACAGUGAACGGAAUGGAUGUACAGAGUAUUAAAGACUAUAUGAGUAAAUUUGACAAAUACCUUUCGUCACCAGACAGUUUAGUUUUACCUCAAGUUGAUCUUCUUAGAAGCACACGGUUAAGGGAUACAGUGAACAAACGUUCUAGUGAUUUGGUGUGUGUGGCGUACAGGAAAAUAUACGACGCUGUGUUGAAUCCGUUUAAUGAAUAUGCAGAUCCUAAGACGAUCGUAGUACGGACUCCUGAUCAAGUAUUAUCAUUGCUUUCUUGAGUUCAAGUUGGCUUUGAAUCAUGAUAUUGUUGACCCUGUGGUAUCAGAAACAGCUCUUUGACGUGUGAUAUUAUUGCGUCAUGCUAAUUAACUCUCCAUCUUCGCCAUCUAGCGAAAAUCCGCAGGCGCAGCUAGAAAACUACAAUUUUCGCAAGAAAGCGUGAAGGGCGUUACAUAUGAUAAUUUAAAUUAGCCUAUAUUACUACCACUAGAGUAGCCUACCACAAAUUUGUCAUCGUCUACUCCUUUUUGGCACAGCUAAUCGUUAUAACAAUACAGCUAUAACUUGAUCAUCAA
This is a messenger RNA of Dendronephthya gigantea, 2206 nucleotides long. Its product is annotated as conserved oligomeric Golgi complex subunit 6-like. Gene Ontology annotation, cellular component: COG complex. The transcript has 20 exons. The coding region runs from base 5 to 1909 and encodes 634 amino acids. Gene Ontology annotation, biological process: intra-Golgi vesicle-mediated transport. NCBI's taxonomy places the organism in Eukaryota, Metazoa, Cnidaria, Anthozoa, Malacalcyonacea, Nephtheidae. The record is from RefSeq and is a predicted model, not a curated record.